CAGUUUUUAUAAAAUUCGCACAUGCAGCGAAAAUGAACGUUCUGACAAAAACCUUUUGGGGCUUUCCAUCAAUGUCGAAACAUUGAAAUAGUUUUCUUCUCCGAUCACUGAAGAAGAAAUCGAAAUUUAGAGAGAGAUGGAGAAGGCUGUGGUGACCUUUGACAAAGGCACGACCUUUUCUUCAUGGAACUACUGUGACGAGAGAUUGGCUACUGGUUCCAUCGAUGGAACUUUGGUCAUUUUCGACUCAGUCGACCCGCCUUCUUCGUCAUUCACUUGCACUUCUACAUCCAGGGUUCAUGAAGUGAGCAUUGUGAAAGUUGUUUGGGUUCCUCCAAAAUAUGGUAGUGGAGUUGCAUGCAUUUGUGCAGAUGGAACUUUGUCAUUGUGGGAGGAGGUUGCUGAAGAUACAAAACCCCUUCAAUGGAAGCUUUGCAAAGGCUUUGAGACAAGUUCAAAUCAAGUGCUAGAUAUGCAGUUUGGAGCCUCAUUCACAAGUUUGAAGUUGGUUGCUGCAUAUUCAAACGGCUACGUGAAAGUGUAUGAGCUCCUAGAUCCAUUGGAACUGAAGAAUUGGCAACUUCAGGCAGAGUUUCAGAAUGUUAUUGAUUCAGUCUCCAAAUUUGGAAAGGCUGCAUGCUUGUCUGCAUCUAUCUCUUGGACUCCACAAAGAGGUGAAAGCCAGCAAUUGAGCUUUGUUCUUGGUUUCAAUUCGAAUGUAAUGCAACUCAAUUCUGCCAAGGUUGCGAAGAUCACUGGUGAAGAAUGGAAGAACAUGAUAGAGAAACAGAAGUCUUAUGAAAAGGUUGCAAAGCAAAAUAAGGAAAAGUAUUUGAAAGAAAUGGAGGCUUACAAGCAGAGGAAGGAGGAAGAGUUUGCCAAUCUCAAAAAAGAAGAGGAUGAGAUGAAAAUUCACAAGCAAGAGCCUUGCAAUUGCUCAAGAAGAAAGAGAAAACCGAUAACAUAAUCAAGGUUUGGCCUUAGCACAAUGAAUUGUCGAUACCUUCUUGUGAAGCUUGGCUUUUGUGACUGCUAAAUUAUGUGCCUGUUUGGUAGAAAUUAUUUACAGCUUAUUUCAGCUUUCAGCUUAAUUUAAGCUAUUUUGAUGUGUUUGGUUUAGCUUAUAGCUUAUAACUUAUAGCUUUGUGGAAGUCAGAAAUCAGCUUAUUCUUUGAGUGGGG
This is a messenger RNA of Camellia sinensis, 1181 nucleotides long. Lineage: Eukaryota; Viridiplantae; Streptophyta; Magnoliopsida; Ericales; Theaceae. The record is from RefSeq and is a predicted model, not a curated record.